Molecule: messenger RNA, 1329 nt
Organism: Aureobasidium melanogenum CBS 110374
Lineage: Eukaryota; Fungi; Ascomycota; Dothideomycetes; Dothideales; Saccotheciaceae
Product: Paf1 complex protein
Exons: 2
Coding region: 1-1329 (442 amino acids)
Biological process (GO): transcription elongation by RNA polymerase II
Cellular component (GO): Cdc73/Paf1 complex
Molecular function (GO): RNA polymerase II complex binding; chromatin binding
Source: RefSeq, a predicted model, not a curated record
AUGGCCUCCGGACGCUCAGAACGCGUCUAUCACCAAGAUUACAUUGCGCGCAUCAGAUACUCCAACACAUUACCACCACCUCCGAACCCGCCAAAGCUCCUCGACAUUCCUGGAACUGGCAUCGCAUCGAACAACUACACAUCCGCUUCAUAUGCUCUGAAGUUAGCGCGAGAGCAGCCUCUCAACAUCGAGGCCGAUGCUGAGCUUGGAAUGCCCAUCGACCUAGUCGGUCUGCCAGGUGUCUUUGAUGGAGACGAGAGCGCCAUCAUGGCCCAGGAUCCCCCACCAAUGCUUCACCCGAAAGAUCGAGCAUUGCUCAAGCCGCUAUCAGCACUGGGAAAGCCGACGGCCAUGAACAAUGGUGUCAGUUUCCUGCGCAGAACAGAAUACAUCUCUUCCAACGCCGCCGCUGUCCAAAGAUUCGAAUCGAGUACCUCCAAAGACCUGCUGCGCGUGCGCAAUGAUCCCAAGCGCCGCAAGGCACCGCCCGUCAACCGCGACGACCCCAUCAACAUUAUCAGAUCACUUGUCAAGGGCUUUGACCUUGCUUAUCCCGAAGACGCAUACACUGGCCCCGACUCCGAGACGAACAUCCGUGGUGCUCCCAUCACUGAAGCCGACAGAAGUGCAUGGAAGAAGCCAAAACACCCUACCAAGCCCAACCUGACUCUUCUGGAUGCAUACCCUCUCCUGCCCGAUAUGGACGCUCUGCCAUUGACCGGCGACUACCAGAUCGUAAAAUUCAGCACCAACCCCGUUGCUCAGUCAGAUUCCUAUGACCAGCGCCUCGAUACAGCACUAUUGCGACCACUUGGUGCAGACCUUGCCUUGCAUGAAGAGCGCAUGGCCGCGCACAAAGCCGACCCCACGAUGCCUAAGCCGCUUCCUGAAUGGGACUACGAUUUGUUCCUGGCAGAGCAUGAAACCUCAGUUCGCGGCAUCAAACGCAAGUUCGAUCCCAACGACGCUCAAAAUGAUGAUCCAUCACUUUACGACACCGAAGCAGAUGGCGAAAGCUGCUUCCAAUUCCAGCGUAUCCGUGAAUACGAAACAUACCAACAGGCUGGUGACGCCGACAAUGCGUACGGUGACACAGUUGCUCUUGCACUGCACGAUGCCAGUGACCGUCUCGAAAAGGGUGCCUAUUUCUACCCUGUGAAACAGCGAACCAAUCUUCGUCCUAAGCGUAAGACACCUGGACCUCCUGAAGAAGGCCGUCUCGAGCAUGUUGAUGUGCUACACGUCAACGUCAGAGACCCCAACUCAGACGAGGCCGCCAUGCGCUCCGAUGUGCAGGCCGCUCUGGACCCCACUACAGAGAGUGUGUAG